AUGGCUACCGCUGAAACCGUCGAUCUGGGCCCUCCCCAUCCUCCCAAGGAGGACGCCAUUUCUGCCUUUGAGCAGCUUCUCCCAGAGCUCAAGAAGAACCUCAUUCACCUUCGCCAUGAGUACUCGAAGCACGAGACAGAGUACUUUGAAGCCGCCAAACACCUCUCCGAUCAUGACCUCGCUGGCUUCGGCCCCGACAAUUUCGAGUCGGUCCGCGUCGCUACGUCGGCCUACGGCAUCCACCUCUUCGGCAAGCUCCGCAUCCCCGCCUUGCCCGAAGACGGCCCCGCCUAUCUUCACUUCCGCGCCUUCAUCGGCGGCAGCGACGAGCCCGCCAAGCUUCACAGCAUCCACACCGAGGAGCGCGACGACCCCAACGGCGGCAAGACGUUCCGCGCCAUAUUCACAAAGGACGACGAGCUCGAGUGGUUUGAUACCUGA
Fusarium keratoplasticum is the source of this 441-nucleotide messenger RNA. RefSeq lists its product as uncharacterized. The coding region runs from base 1 to 441 and encodes 146 amino acids. The record is from RefSeq and is a predicted model, not a curated record. The transcript is spliced from 4 exons. Lineage: Eukaryota; Fungi; Ascomycota; Sordariomycetes; Hypocreales; Nectriaceae.